AUGGACACGUGGCAGAUCCUCCACAUCCCAGACAACCCCCCAAUCGCUCCCGACCAACAACCCACAGUGGAUGUAAUUGCUUCACUCAUCGACCCAAAAUUUGCUAACACUCUUGUAAGGCGUUUGAAUCAAAUAUCACCACUGGAAAAUCUCCGCCACGUGAAGCGGGUGAAGAAGAAAUUUGUUGAAGGAGGAAAAACUCAACUAUCUGUGAUCUUAUGUCUAGCUUCUGAAAAUGGUAAUCAGUUGGGGAGCAUGCAGAAUGAUGUACAGGAGCUAAUGAAUUCCUACAAGUUGAGUCCUUUUAUCACAAAAGUCUGCAAGUAUGCUGCAUUAUCAAAAGAAGAGUGGGAAGAACAAUGCAAGCUAUGGCCAACAUCUUAUCAUCCACCAACCUAUAAUAUUGAUGGCAUUACUGGAUUCAGUGAAGAGGACUCACAAUCAGUGUUCAGAUUCAUGAAGUACGCUAUUCAUUUGGCAAAGUCUAGCGAUAAUUUGGUAGUCAAUGCUGCAGUUAUAGUGGAUCCUUUAGUUAAACAGGUAAUCACUACUGCAUGUGAUCAAACUUGCUCUUCGUAUAGUCCCACAAACAAGAUCACCCUUGAAACCAGCUGCUGUGAAAAGCUAGAAGCUUUUAUUUCCCAUAGUGAUUCAGAUGGAGUAUUGAACCAUCAAACUGUGCAUUCAAAUAGUUUUCAAGACAAAUCAAAACAAUUAUGUACCAGUGUAUCUUGUUUAUAUCCUUGGCAAUGGGCUGAUCAACAAUCAGACAUGAGUUCGUGUUAUUGGCACCCUUUACGUCAUGCUGCCAUUGUUGCUAUUGAAUCUUCUGCUGCCAGAGACAGAUAUCUUUUCCCCAGUUUGGGAAAAAUCCAAGAUAAGUCUUUUGAAAUGGACAACAUGCAGUCUUCUUCUGCAGGCUCUCCAGCAAAAAGACAAAAGACUAAUUCUACAAAUGUUCACAGUGACGAUGACAAUCUGGACACUAAUGGUGAAGGUUCCAGUUCUUUAUCAGCCAGGCCUUAUCUAUGUACAGGUUUUGACAUGUACCUUGUUUGGGAGCCGUGCAUAAUGUGCGCAAUGGCACUUGUCCAUCAGAGAAUUAGGCGUAUAUUCUUUGCUUUCCCAAACCCAAAUGCAGGGGCAUUGGGUAGUGUUCACAGACUACAAGGGGAAAGAAGCUUAAAUCAUCACUAUGCUGUAUUCAGAGUGUUGGUGCCUCAACAAAUCCUUAGUGGGGAGGGAUGA
Messenger RNA from Prunus armeniaca (apricot), 1248 nucleotides. The record is from the annotation of a GenBank genome assembly. NCBI's taxonomy places the organism in Eukaryota, Viridiplantae, Streptophyta, Magnoliopsida, Rosales, Rosaceae.